UUUGAUGCUCUCUGCUGCCAUAAUAUGCUGGCAAUGUCAAGAUGCCUGAUUUAUUUAAUGACCCUACUUGCAAGUACUCUGAAAUAUCUGCAGUUUCCGCUGGUAAUAAAUCUUCCAACUGCACUAUGGAUUUCUCUUUUAGACUUGCAUAUAACGAUCUAGAUGAAUGUAUAUAAACAUGAGUUGCCUGCAUGAAUGUUGUCGUGUAUCUCUUCUUUUUAAGGAUUCUCUCAGUUUCCCGUUUUCAAGAACUUAGACUGGAAAGUUGGCGAGUGCCAACUGCUAUUUUCAUGCAGUGUCUCAUCAUCAGACCUUGUAUCCAAGUGGAUGGGUGAAAGUGAGAAGCUAGUUUCAAACCUUUUUCAAAUGGCUCGUGAAAGUGCUCCUUCCAUUAUAUUCGUUGAUGAAAUCAAUUCCCUGUGUGGACAGCGAGGAGAAGGAAAUGAGAGUGAAGCUUCCCGACGUAUUAAAACAGAACUCCUUGUGCAGAUGCAGGGUGUUGGACACAAUGAUGAUAAAGUUCUUGUUCUUGCAGCAACAAAUACACCCUAUGCCCUAGAUCAGGCUAUACGGCGAAGAUUUGAUAAGCGUAUCUACAUUCCUCUCCCAGAUCUGAAACACAUGUUCAAAGUUCACUUAGGUGAUACCCCCCAUAACUUGAGCAAGAGUGACUUUGAAGACCUGGCCCGUAAGACAGAGGGGUUUUCUGGUUCAGAUAUUUCAGUUUGCGUCAAGGACGUGCUAUUUGAACCUGUACCAAAAACUCAAGAUGCUAUGUUCUUUACUCAGACUUGUAAUGAUACCUGGGUGCCAUGCGGACCAAAGCAACCGGGUGCUGUGCAGACGACUAUGCAGGAGCUUGCUGCUAAAGGACUUGCAUCCCAGAUAAUCCCGCCACCCAUUACAAAGACAGACUUUGACAAGGUUCUCGCACGUCAAAGACCAACAGUUAGUAAAUCUGACCUUGAAGUGCAUGACAGAUUCACAAAGGAGUUUGGAGAAGAAGGUUGAAGAAAUUGAUGUAUCACUGGUAACUGCUAUACCUGGAGUUGCCAUGAUUUGUAUUUUCUGCUGCUUGUAUGAAAAAUUUGCAAUAUUCAUCAAAGGCUCUUCAAACGGGACGUUGACAUUCUUUAUCCUUUUAGGAUUUGUGUUAGUUUUAGCUUUGCAUGUAUUUAAUGUCAAGACAGAACAUUGCAAGUAUCUUUGGUUGUAUGCCUUUUACAAUUCUAAUUGCAAUCACUUUUAUUCACAAAUUGUCAGCAAUUGCUCCCAUUCUUUCCUGUUGUAGUUUCUCCAGAAAUGCCAAACCUGCCGGUUGGAUGGUGACAAUGUAUAGUAAAAAAGUUGGUAA
Messenger RNA from Nicotiana attenuata, 1354 nucleotides. Its product is annotated as protein SUPPRESSOR OF K(+) TRANSPORT GROWTH DEFECT 1-like. The record is from RefSeq and is a predicted model, not a curated record. Bases 328 to 1011 code for a protein of 227 amino acids. The transcript is spliced from 6 exons. Gene Ontology annotation, molecular function: ATP binding; ATP hydrolysis activity. Lineage: Eukaryota; Viridiplantae; Streptophyta; Magnoliopsida; Solanales; Solanaceae. Gene Ontology annotation, biological process: endosomal transport; vacuole organization.